GUCUUAAUUCAUUCAUUCAUUCAACUACUCAUUCCAUAUCCUCCUGUUUUUCUGCUUUUCUGCUCAAAUGUCCGCGAGCGCCAGCACCGCCUCCACCGGCGGGACAGUCACCCAGAUGCACACUCGCGCGCGCUCAAUUCGCGUCGAGAAAGUCGACAUCGCGUCCGAUUCUGACCGAUCCGCGUCGCCGACCGCGUCCGUCUCGACGCGCGCCAGCUACCCGCCACCUUCCUCCCCGGGCGUCGUCCAGCUCCUGAUCUCGGUCGGCGGGAUCUACGUCUCGUUCCUGACCUGGGCAGUUUUGCAGGAGCGCAUCUCGACCACGCCGUACGGGCCCGAGGGCAAGUUCUUUCGCUACUCGCUCGUCAUCAAUACCGUACAGUCGUUCUGCGCCGCCAUCGUUGGCUUUCUCUACACACUCUACUCCUCCGGCCAGUCGCGCGAGAGCGUGAACGUGUUUCCGAAUCGCAGGAUUGUCAUGCAAUACACGUUAGUAGCCGCCACAUCUUCGCUCGCGAGCCCGUUCGGCUACGCCAGUUUGAACCACAUCGACUACCUCACUCUCUUGCUCGGAAAGAGCUGUAAGCUCCUACCCGUCAUGGCCUUGCACGUCAUCCUCUUUCGAAGGAAGUACUCCUGGAGCAAGUACAUGGUCGUCCUAGCCGUCACCUGCGGCGUCUCCAUGUUCACCCUAUACCAUCCCAGCGCGAGCAAGAAAGCCGCCGCGGGUCGCCAGUCGUCCUCCGCAUACGGCCUCUUCCUGCUCACCAUCAACCUCCUCUUCGACGGCCUCACCAACUCCACCCAAGACCACAUCUUCCGCUCGCAGCCCACCAUCACCGGCCCGAAGAUGAUGUGCGGCAUCAACGUCAUGUCGACCUUCCUCACCGGCCUCUUCCUCCUCUCCCCCUUCUCCUCCGAGCUCUCGAGCGCGAUCGACUUCUUCCGCGACUACCCCUCCGUCCUGCGCGACAUCGUCCUCUUCGCCGUCUGUGGCGCGAUCGGCCAAGUCUUCAUCUUCUACACCCUCAGCAAGUUCGGCUCCCUCACCCUCGUCACCGUCACCGUCACCCGCAAAAUGAUGUCUAUGCUCCUCUCCGUCGCAUGGUUCAACCACUCCCUCUCCCUCGGCCAGUGGCUUGGUGUCCUCAUGGUCUUUGGCGGCGUAGGCGGCGAGGCGCUCACAAAGUAUCUCGAGAAGAAGACAAAGGCAAAUGCAAAAAGAGACGACGAGCUCAAUGGUGGAUUACUCGGGCAUGACGUGAAGAUGAAGUAGACUAUGUCUAGAGAAAAAAUGAUCUUUUCGUUUUUUGAUCUGUUUGAUUUACAUUCUGGCGUUAUUUGAAAUUUUUGUUCUCUCUCAUUCGCAUUAGUUGCGAGAAAGUGGUUUAGAAAAGUAAGACAUAGAUGUUAAAGAUCCA
Molecule: messenger RNA, 1421 nt
Organism: Myxozyma melibiosi
Lineage: Eukaryota; Fungi; Ascomycota; Lipomycetes; Lipomycetales; Lipomycetaceae
Product: UAA transporter family-domain-containing protein
Exons: 1
Coding region: 68-1276 (402 amino acids)
Biological process (GO): UDP-galactose transmembrane transport
Cellular component (GO): endoplasmic reticulum membrane; Golgi membrane
Molecular function (GO): UDP-galactose transmembrane transporter activity; UDP-glucose transmembrane transporter activity
Source: RefSeq, a predicted model, not a curated record